This is a messenger RNA of Tachysurus fulvidraco (yellow catfish), 1872 nucleotides long. RefSeq names its product E3 ubiquitin-protein ligase TRIM35-like. Bases 66 to 1484 code for a protein of 472 amino acids. NCBI's taxonomy places the organism in Eukaryota, Metazoa, Chordata, Actinopteri, Siluriformes, Bagridae. The record is from RefSeq and is a predicted model, not a curated record. Gene Ontology annotation, molecular function: protein binding; zinc ion binding. The transcript is spliced from 6 exons.
AAUUUUGAGCUCUUCCUUGGUGGUUAUGCUAGAGAGAACAACAACAGGAGCAGCAGCAAAAUAAAAUGGCUUCUAAGUUUUCAGAGGAGGACUUCUCUUGUCCUGUGUGCUGUGAAAUCUUCAAGGAUCCUGUUGUUCUGAGCUGCAGUCACAGUGUGUGUAAAGUGUGUUUGCAGCAGUUCUGGGAGACCAAAGGAUCCAGAGAAUGUCCUGUUUGUAGGACAAAGUCAUCUAUGAGUGAUCCUCCCAUAAGUCUGGCCUUAAAGAACCUGUGUGAGACUUUUUUACAGGAGAGAAGUCAGAGUUCUUCAUCAGGUUCUGAAACAGUCUGCAGUCUGCACAGUGAGAAACUCAAACUUUUCUGUCUGGAUGAUCAACAGCCGGUGUGUGUGGUGUGUCGGGAUUCGAGAAAACACACCACCCACAAAUUUUGCCCCAUUGACGAGGCAGCAACAGACUGUAAGGAGGAGCUCAAAACUGCACUGAAGCCCCUACAGGAGAAACUGAAGCUCUUUAAGAACUGUAAACUGAACUGGAGUCAGACUGCAGAACAUAUAAAGAUUCAGGCCCAACAGACAGAGCGUCAGAUUAAGGAACAGUUUGAGAAACUUCAUCAGUUUCUACGAGAUGAAGAGGCAGUCAGGAUCACAGCAUUGAGAGAGGAAGAGGAGCAGAAGAGUCAGAUGAUGAAGGAGAAGAUUGAGAAGCUGAGCAGAGACAUAUCAUCUCUUUCAGACACAAUCAGAGUCAUAGAAGAGGAGAUGAGAGCUGAAGAUGUCCUGUUCUUACAAAACUACAAGGCCACAGUGAAAAGAGCCCAGUGCACACUGCAGCAUCCAGAGGAGCUUUCAGGAGCACUGAUCCAUGUGGCAAAACAUCUGGCCAACCUGAAGUUCAGUGUCUGGGAGAAGAUGCAGGACAUUGUCCAAUACAUGCCUGUAACUCUGGAUCUGAACACUGUUCAUCCUGGACUCGUUGUGUCUAGUGAUCUGACCAGUGUGAUACACAAUUGUUAUUUUGGUGAAAUGAAGCUUCCUAAUAAUCCAGAGAGAUUUGCUACAAAUAAAUGUAUCCUGGGCUCUGAGGGCUUUAACUCAGGGACACACUGCUGGGAUGUUGAAGUUGGAGACUGUAUACAUUGGUAUGUGGGUGUGAUGACAGAAUCUGCUCAGAGGAAGGGGGAUGUAUUUGCUAGAGGUGGUAUUUGGUAUGUGACUUAUUAUGAUGGUGUAUAUAAAGCAGGUUACACACCUAGGAUAUUUGGUUUUCUCUCAGUAGAACAAAAACUCCAGAGGAUCAGAGUGAAACUGGACUGGGAAAGAGGACAUCUGUCAUUCUCCGACCCUCUCACCAACACACACAUGCACACUUUCAAACACACAUUUACUGACAAAUUACUGCCAUUUCUAUUUGUUACUGAUACAGAUUUUCCACUAAAGAUCCUCCCACUUCAGUGCUCUGUAAGAUUGAAUCAGAUCAGUUAGAACUCGUAUUGUUUUAUUCCAGUUCAUUCGUGAAAUGUUGUUGAUUAUGUUUUAUGUUUUUGUGAACAUUUUUUACAGAAGUUUUUUACACAAAUUGUGAAAUUUAUGGCAUUCCAUUUUUUUUAACUUAACCCUUGUGUUUUCCUCGGGUCUAUCUGACCCGGCUGGAAGGUUUUUUGAAAUUAAUUUUGUCUAUUUUCGUUGAACUAUGUGUCCAGACCAAUAUAUACUUUGCGUUUUGGAUCCUCCAGGGUCACUUGGACCCGGCCACAUUUAGUGGGGCAAUAGGUCACACUUUUUCCCUUUUCAGCACAAAGAACAUACAUACAGACACAAAAAUGCACACAUAAAAUGUCCACUAACACACGCACCCAAAACACACUCAUAA